Aspergillus nomiae NRRL 13137 is the source of this 1683-nucleotide messenger RNA. Its product is annotated as glycoside hydrolase family 43 protein. Gene Ontology annotation, molecular function: hydrolase activity, hydrolyzing O-glycosyl compounds. The transcript has 3 exons. The record is from RefSeq and is a predicted model, not a curated record. The annotation marks the transcript as partial. Gene Ontology annotation, biological process: carbohydrate metabolic process. NCBI's taxonomy places the organism in Eukaryota, Fungi, Ascomycota, Eurotiomycetes, Eurotiales, Aspergillaceae.
GCCGACGGUUCUCAUAUAGAUCUGACUGCUGUCGUCAUGUACAACAAUCCGAUUAUCCCCGGAUUUAAUCCCGACCCUUCCGUAAUUCGCGUGAAGAAUGACUUUUUCCUCGUAACCUCUUCCUUCGAAUACUUCCCCGGAGCUCCGAUAUACCACAGCACUGAUCUGAUACGCUGGACCCUGAUCGGCCACGCACUGACCAGGCGCAGUCAGAUCCACAUCCAGACCCCCGAACCUGGUGGUGGAGUUUGGGCCACCACCCUACGGUACCAUGACGGUGUGUACUACAUAAUUGCGGCCAGCUUUGAACGCUAUCGCCCGCAGGAUGAUGAUCGGGUUUGGCCGCGCGGGUUCUACGUGAAGACAGAGAACAUCUGGGAUUCAGAUUCCUGGUCUGACCCGGUGUUUUUCGACCAGGUCGGAUUUGAUCAGGAUCUGUUCUGGGACGAUGACGGCACAGUUUACCUAUCAUCGACCUAUCGCAAGCUGAAUAGAACGCCGAAUGCAAAUCUUAAAGACUUCGCCAUCCAUAUCGCUACUGUCGAUCUUGCCAGCGGGGCCUCCACAUCCGAACCGAGGCUCAUCCGAGAUUCUACCUCCGGCGUCUCGGAGGGAUCGCAUAUAUUCAAGCGCGGGAAAUACUACUAUCUUUUCACCGCUGAAGGGGGCACAGAAAGCGGCCAUUGCGAAUGGGUGAGCCGCAGUGAGACGGGCCCGUUUGGUCCGUGGGAAUUGGGACCGAGUAACCCACUCUGGAGGAAUGGGAUCAAUGACGAGGUGCAAAAUACUGGGCAUGCAGACUUGGUGGAAGACGCACAGGGAAGAUGGUGGGCUGUUUUGCUGGGUGUGCGACCGGUGCGGAAGGAUGGUUACUGGGAGGAGUCUGUUUUUGGUACCUUUGCUCAUUCUUUGCUUGACAUAUGCUGCAGAGCUAACUCAAUGGCUACGACGACAAUAGGCCGCGAAACAUUUCUGAUACCCGUUGAGUGGAAGGACGAUUGGCCGAUUUUCAAUGGGGGCAAUAAGAUCUCUCUCAAAUCCCAAAGUCCACACCUUUAUGAGUACCAAGAUCCUGUAGCAUGGAGAGAUGAUUUCUCGAGCCCAGAAUUACAACUAGGCUGGUACCGCAAAAACACCCCCACGAGAACAGAUUACUCCCUUGUAGAACGACCAAACCACCUCCGUCUACACGGAGGGCCAUAUAACCUCUCCGUCCCCAGUUGUCCGACUCUAUUUCUUCGGAAACAAACUCAUCACUACUGCACGUGGGAAACACAAUUAUCUUUCAAUCCUCAGUCGCCACAUACAGAAGCUGGAACUGUCGUCUGGUGGAACUACUUCACUUACAGCAGUAUAGGGAUCAGACUCUCCCCUACGAAGGAAGCGACACGAAUUGUGCGCUUCCGGCCGGCUAAAGGAGAGGUCAUUGAUCGAGAGCUUGAAAGUGCAGUGUCGGAUGUUGUGUUCUUCAUCGAAUGCGGGGACCAGUAUAGCUUUGGCUUCAGAGAGGUGAACGGCGCUCAUUCCGAGACCCAGUGGCUAGGAGAGGUUCAGAACAGCACAAUGACUCAGCCGCCACCAGUUGGAGCACCUUUUACCGGGAUAAUGCUCGGACUGUACGCCUUCGGAGAACGGCAACGCUGUUUGGUUCCGGCAGACUUUGCGUAUGCCGAGUUUAGAUGA